Molecule: messenger RNA, 2494 nt
Organism: Salvia splendens (bonfire salvia)
Lineage: Eukaryota; Viridiplantae; Streptophyta; Magnoliopsida; Lamiales; Lamiaceae
Product: extensin-2-like
Exons: 1
Coding region: 1-2256 (751 amino acids)
Biological process (GO): plant-type cell wall organization
Molecular function (GO): structural constituent of cell wall
Source: RefSeq, a predicted model, not a curated record
AUGAAGAGCAUCAUAGAACCCCAACUGUGGGUUCUGGUGGCUCUCGUCACCACCUUAGCUGCCACGGCAAAUGCCGACUCCACGUGGAAACCCGACUUGCCACUGCCACAUCUUCCGUAUCUUUACAGCUCACCGCCGCCACCACCAUACAAAUAUAAGUCGCCUCCACCACCGCCUUAUAAAUAUGAGUCGCCACCACCUCCACCAUACAAGUACGAGUCUCCACCACCGCCACCAUACAAAUAUGAAUCUCCACCGCCACCACCUUAUAAGUAUGAAUCACCUCCACCACCACCAUACAAAUAUAAGUCACCACCACCUCCUCCCUAUGUGUACAAGUCUCCUCCGCCACCGCCAUACUUGUACGAAUCCCCUCCACCACCUCCUUACAAGUAUGAGUCUCCACCACCACCACCAUACAAGUACAAGUCACCUCCUCCACCGCCAUACAAAUAUGAAUCUCCACCCCCACCACCUUAUAAGUAUGAAUCACCUCCACCAUCACCCUACAAAUACAAAUCACCACCACCGCCGCCUUACAAGUAUGAAUCGCCUCCACCUCCGCCGUACAAAUAUGAGUCUCCACCACCACCACCUUACAAGUAUAAGUCACCUCCACAACCACCACCGUACAAAUAUAAGUCACCACCUCCUCCUCCUUAUGUGUACAAAUCUCCUCCACCACCAUCUUACAAGUAUGAAUCACCUCCGCCACCACCCUACAAAUACAAGUCUCCACCACCACCUCCUUACAAGUACGAGUCACCUCCACCACCACCAUACAAAUACGAAUCUCCACCACCACCUCCAUAUGUUUACAAGUCUCCACCACCACCGCCCUACAAGUAUGAAUCGCCUCCACCACCACCCUACAAGUACAAGUCCCCAUCACCACCACCAUACAAGUACGAGUCUCCACCACCACCACCAUACAAGUAUGAAUCCCCACCUCCGUCUCAAUAUAUUUACAAGUCUCCACCACCACCACCAUACAAAUACGAGUCGCCACCUCCACCUCCAUAUGAUUACAAGUCUCCUCCACCACCACCCUACAAGUAUGAAUUGCCUCCACCACCACCCUACAAGUAUGAAUCGCCUCCACCUCCACCCUACAAGUACGAGUCUCCACCACCACCACCAUACAAGUACGAGUCACCUCCACCACCACCAUACAAAUACGAAUCUCCACCACCACCACCAUAUGUUUACAAGUCUCCACCACCACCGCCCUACAAAUAUGAAUCGCCUCCACCUCCACCAUACAAGUACGAAUCUCCACCACCACCACCAUACAAGUACGAGUCACCUCCACCACCACCAUACAAAUACGAAUCGCCACCACCACCUCCAUAUGUUUACAAGUCUCCACCACCACCACCACCUUACAAGUAUGAGUCACCGCCACCUCCACCUUACGUAUACAAGUCUCCACCACCACCUUACAAGUAUGAGUCACCACCACCUCCCCCGUAUCUAUACAAAUCUCCACCACCACCCCCUUACAAAUAUGAAUCGCCUCCACCUCCACCUUACCAAUACGAGUCACCACCGCCUCCUCCUUAUCUUUACAAGUCUCCUCCACCUCCACCCUACAAGUACGAGUCUCCACCACCACCACCAUACAAGUACGAGUUACCUUCACCACCACCAUACAAAUACGAAUCGCCACCACCACCUCCAUAUGUUUACAGGUCUCCACCACCACCACCUUACAAGUAUGAGUCACCGCCACCUCCACCUUACGUAUACAAGUCUCCACCACCACCUUACAAGUAUGAGUCACCACCACCUCCCCCGUAUCUAUACAAAUCUCCACCACCACCCCCUUACAAAUAUGAAUCGCCUCCACCUCCACCUUACCAAUACGAGUCACCACCGCCUCCUCCUUAUCUUUACAAGUCUCCUCCACCACCACCUUAUAAGUAUGAGUCACCUCCACCACCACCCUACAAAUACGAAUCACCACCACCUCCUUAUGUUUACAAAUCUCCACCACCACCACCGUACAAAUACGAAUCACCUCCACCCCCACCAUACAAAUAUGAGUCUCCACCACCUCCCCCUUACAAGUACGAAUCUCCACCACCACCGCCAUACAAGUAUGAAUCACCUCCACCACCACUCUACGUAUACAAAUCACCACCACCUCCUCCAUAUGUUUAUAAAUCCCCACCACCACCACCCUACCUUUACAAAUCACCUCCACCCCCAUCUUACCUUUACAAAUCUCCACCACCUCCACCAUACAAGUACUAAUCACCCCACUCCCACCAUACAUUUCCCCAUCUCCCCAUCCACCAUCAUCCAAUUUGUUAUCAUAUCUCUUCAUCUCCUUUAUAUUAUUUAUUUACUAAAACCACCAUUUUUAUUCCAUUCCAACAAACCUUGUUCUUUUUUGAAUGCUUCAUCAUUAAUAUUGUUAAAGAUAAAAGUCUCACCUCUCUUCUAGUAUCCAUAAUGCUCAGCAUCCUAUCAAGGAGUUGCGGACAAAAAA